Molecule: messenger RNA, 3588 nt
Organism: Hipposideros armiger (great roundleaf bat)
Lineage: Eukaryota; Metazoa; Chordata; Mammalia; Chiroptera; Hipposideridae
Gene: MAP7D3
Product: MAP7 domain containing 3
Exons: 18
Coding region: 74-2935 (953 amino acids)
Biological process (GO): microtubule cytoskeleton organization
Cellular component (GO): microtubule cytoskeleton
Source: RefSeq, a predicted model, not a curated record
GCGGCGGCCGAGCCAGAGCCUGCGCACUGUGGCCGCAGCGGUAGCUGCUGCUCCCGGCUCAUCUGCUCGGAAGAUGGCGGAGCGUCCCAGCGUUGGCGGUAGCACAUCCCUGAGGGGGCUGAGGGAACGCAUGGUUGCUGCUGCUCAUGCAAUUGCUAAAGAAAGACGGAAUCAGAGUGGCUCUAGCUCACUUACAUCCCAAUCCUCAAAUACAAGAUCAGCAUUUAAACCAGUAAUAAUAGAUGGAUCUGUGCUUAAAAAUGACAUAAAACAAAAAUUAGCAAAGGAGCGCAGGGAAGAAAUGAGACGACAACAAGAUGCUAAUAAGGAAAUACAGCUACUUGAGAAAGAAAGAAAGGCCAAGAUCCAGUAUGAAAAACAGAUGGAAGAAAAACAACGAAAGCUCCGAGAACAAAAAGAAAAAGAUGAACAGCGAAGAAUAUCCGCAGAAGAAAAAAGAAAACAAAAAUUACGGGAAGAAAGGGAAAAAUUCAAGGCUGUUCUCUGUCGUACUUCGGAGCGGAGUAACACUGUUGAUCAACGCCAAAAAAGAUGGUCCUGGGAAGGCUCCGUGGCAGUGACCUCUGAAAAUAAAGCUGUUAAGAAACGAUCUGUAUCUACUGAAAAACUUGAAAAGGAGACUUCUGGUUUACACAAACAAACGACUGUGUCAUCUACAGGUCUUCAAAAUUCUAUUGCCAAAAAAAAAAAAGAAAAGAAGAUAAACCCACCUUUGAAUAGAAGAAAUAGCAAACAACAUUCACCUACGGAAACAAAACCAGUGGAAAGCGAAUCAGUUCAGCACCUGUAUACUGAUCUUUGGGAGAAUGAUUUGAUCAUGCGCCUGAUCACCCCAACAAAAGCAUCAAUAGCCAAGAGCAAAAGUGCUGCUUCAUUAUCUGUCCCUGGAAAAGUACCUACUCCAGGCAUCCAGAACCCUGUAAUACAGUAUAUAAACGUGCCCUUGCUUAGCCAUAACACUGAUGAGUUAAAGAAUACCACAGUGCCUCGCAAGUCAACAGUGGAAAUGCCUCCCCAGGAAAAAGUAGAAACACCCCUCAAGGAGAGCCUGGAAGCGCCCCCCGGGCCGAGCGUGGAAGCGCCCCCCGGGCCGAGCGUGGAAGCGCCCCCCGGGCCGAGCUUGGAAGCGGCCCCCGGGCCGAGCGUGGAAGCGGCCCCCGGGCCGAGCGUGGAAGCGCCCCCCGGGCCGAGCGUGGAAGUGGCCCCCGGGCUGAGUGAGGAAACGCUUCCUGAGAGUGUGGAAACAUCACCUGAGGGUAGCGACAACGUGUCCCUCGCGAGCGUGGAUCCAACUCCUGAGGUGAGCACAGACUCGUCUCUCGACUCGAGUGUGGACCCAUCCCCUGAGGUGAGCACGGACUCAUCCUCUGAGGUGAGCAUGGAAGUGUCAUCAUCUGAGGCAAGUGUGGAUGUGUUCCAUGAUCCUGGCAUGGAAGCGUUUUAUGAGGUGAGCAUGGAAACAAUCCCUGAGGAGAGCACAGAAUUGUCCCGUAAGUCAUCUGAGUCAUCCACCAACAUGAGCGUGGAAACAUCUUCUGAGGUGAAAGUGAGAGACAGUCCACAGAGUUCAGAAAUGGACAUAAAGGCCUCAAGCCCUGUUACCAAGAACCAGCCGUCAUUACACAUACCAUGUAAUAAAUGGCCAUCUUCUGCAAGUGGAUGUCGUCCACCCUCUCCCAUCAAUGCUAACAGGCAAAUCCAAAAAAAUCGGUCCCCAUCGCUUUCACCGGUCAUGCCAAAACAAUCAACACAAUCUUCUGUUUCAAGUAAAAUAAUUCCUGUUCAGUGUACUAUGUUUACACAGAAUACAUUAGAUAUUAUCGGAAAUAAAAAAGAGGCAGUUUCUAAAACCACCGAAAGCUCUGAGGCUGUGAACCAAAAGCUUGUGACCUAUGAUGAGUCUGGUAAUAAAAGCACACCAGGGACUAUGAAUGCCAAGGAGGCAACAAAAAUUUUGGCAGAAAAACGACGCCAAGCUCGUGAACAAAGAGAGAAGGAAGAAAGACUACAAAAAGAAAUGGAGCAAAGGAAAGAGGAAGACAUGGCAAAGAAAACAGCUGAAGACCAAGAAGAACAGUUCUCAAAAUUAGACUAUGGGCAACAACUAAAGGAAAUAGAAAAGAAGACAGAAUGUCAGGAUAAAGAAGACCAGAAAAUGUUACAACAGAGAGGGGACGCCAAAAUAAAAGCUCAGGAGGAGGCUGAGAAACGCAAGAAGGAGCGCGAAAGAAUUAUGUUACAGAAUUUACAAGAGAGGAUGGAAAGAAAAAAGAGAAUUGAGGAAAUUAUGAAGCGGACGAGAAAGACCAAUUUGAAUGCCUCCAAGGCUGUGGAAACACCCAGCAAGGACAUGUAUGAGGAGGACGAGGCAGACGAUGAGGACGAGUCAGAAAGUGACGACGAGGAUUAUUUCGAUGACUUACCUCCAUCAGCCUUUGUAAAUGGCAUGGAUUCGUCUACAAACCUCAAGACAAAUUUUAGGAAUGCGAAGAACACUUCCAAGCUGGUGUUUUUAGACCCCAGUUCUGGUCAAGUCCAUAAGGAGACAAAAACGUCUUUUAAAAAAAGUAACAUGAAAAACUACAGACAAAACGUGAAGGACCUUUUGGCUAAGCCCAAGGGUACCAGACUAUCUACCAAAAGAAUGACCAAUCGAACAGCAAAAACCAGAAAGACAAUCGAAGCCAGCAACACCAUGGGACCUCCCAAGAGUUUAUGUGCAAGGGCACAGGGAUGGACCUAUGACAAGAUCCUAGAUAUUGAAAGUGAGAGCGAGCCACUUAUGUCCAGUGUCCUUCCUGGUAGCCACAAACACCAUCUGAAAGGUUCCACGACCUUAGACAAAAGUACCCAGACAUCUUUAGAUAGCCACAGGACAGACAAAUCUGAUUCUUCUCAAUCGGGUAAGGCUUAAUCCCAUGUUCACUUUGCUUGAAAGGCAGUUGACCUGGAACCCUCCUGGGCUUCCUGCUGUUCCAGGGUUAUCUUGGUUCCAUGUAACUUUGGAGGUGAGGGAGAGGAGGACUUGGUCUGAAAGCUAGGUUAAUGUCAAAGAGUCUUCCAUCAAAGUAGUUUUGAGAGAGUAAAUGACAUGGUUCUAAGUUUUAUGUCCUGCAUUUCCUGCCAUAUAAUACCAAGUAGGUUCUUUUCACACCCCAAAUUCCUCUGAGCUCCUGACCCACUGGCUGCUUUACAGCACACCGAUUAUCAUUUGGGACAGAGGGUUAGUGAGGUCUGUGGAAUUCGCCUCUCAACCUCUUUGCAAAACCAAAAGGCUUUUUUUUUCACUUGCAAAGCUCCCUUUGAAAUUGAGAGGCAGCAUGGGCUCAUUUGGGAGUUUCAAGAUGUGGGGAACAUGACGGUGAGCACCAGUGUGUCAGCAGCUCCAGGGGCUGCCAAGGGCCUGGGCCCACCCGGUUAACUGAGACCAGCAUCUUCUCUACUAACCUUGCUUUUUUUUUCUCUCUGGUCAGAUGUGUAAACCUCGAGCAGCCUGGAAGAGAAUUUAUCCUUCACUCUGGGUUUCAACUUCCAGGCCCAUCCCCAAAUUUCUUCACCUCUGACUUG